UUCCCUCCCUUGCUUUAGGUCAUUAGAGCCUACCAACUUCGUAAUGUUACAGUUGACCUUUCCCUGAAUAAGAAAACAGAGCCAAAAAAAAAAAAAAAAAUUCUACUGCAAAAACCAAAAAGAAAAUGAAAAAAAAAUCCAUACUAGCUUUAUUUUCUUCUUUUCAUCCAAAUCACUCACCUUUUUAUAUUCUUUCUACUAACUAAAUUGUACGAACUGUUUGUCUCCAGAAUUCAGCUUUGAACUUCCUGCAAGUCUCCUCUUUUCUUCCGCACCUGAAUUACUUCACAUAUCAGUUCCAUUUUUUUUUUUUGUCUUUCCACUUUUUGCAGUGCAUCAUUCUGUCUUGACUUCUAUUCCAUUCUUUCUUCUCUCGUUUUCAAUUUUGUCUACUUUGUCUCCUAGUCAAGACUCAAGACUCUGUUUUUGUAACUUUUAAAUUGAAAAAACUAGCAUCAGCACAAUUCACUAACUUCAACUGGAAUUGGAACUAUGAAUCCAUAUUUCGUGGUAAAAGAAGAGUAUCUAGGAGCGAGCUCGUCGCAAUCCGGCGAUGAGCGAGUGCCAAUGGCUCUACCACCACAGCCAAUGGAAGGGCUGCAUGAUACAGGACCACCACCAUUCCUGACUAAGACUUUCGAGAUGGUGGAUGACCCAAAUACCAAUUACGUAGUUUCAUGGAGUGCUGAAGGCACUAGCUUUGUAGUAUGGGAUCCUCACUCCUUCUCAACUAGUCUUCUUCCUAGAUACUUCAAGCACAAUAAUUUCUCCAGUUUUGUCAGGCAACUGAACACCUAUGGAUUUAAAAAGAUAGAUCCAGAUAGAUGGGAAUUUGCCAAUGAAGGGUUUUUAAGGGGCCAUAAGCAACUCUUAAAAACCAUCAAAAGAAGAAAGACAACUGCUCCGCCUCUAACUCAACAGCAAGCUUUAGGCGCUUGUGUUGAAGUUGGAAGAUUUGGAUUGGACAGAGAAAUUGAUCAAUUAAAGCGCGACAGGCAACAUCUAAUGAUGGAAUUAGUGAGGCUAAGGCAUCAACAACAGAACACUAGAGCUUAUAUUCAAGCCAUGGAGCAAAGACUACAGGGAACAGAAAUAAAACAGCAGCAAAUGAUGCAAUUCUUGGCUAGAGCAGUACGGAAUCCAGCUUUUUUGCAGCAACUAACACAGCAGAAAGAUAAAAGGAAGGAACUUGAAGAAGCAAUAACAAAGAAGAGAAGAAGGCCUAUUGAGCUAGGUCAAAGAAGUAAUGGUGAUUCAAGCCAUGGUGAUGGGAGUCAAUGUAAUAUUAAUACAAUUAAAACUGAACCUCAGGAGUCUGCAGAUUAUGGAAUUGGAGUUUCGGAGCUGGAAGCACUUGCAUUGGAAAUGCAAGGAUAUAGUAGGGCAAGGAGAGGAGAAGAAGAAGAAGGUGAAGAAGAAGCAGAGCCACCAGAAAGCGGAGACAGAGAACUUGAUGACGGAUUUUGGGAUGAGUUGCUCAGUGAAGGUAAUGGUGAAGGCGAAGAGGAAGAAGGUGUUGAUGUAUUAGCAGAAAGAUUAGGUUAUUUAGGUUCAAGUCAUCAGUAAAGAAAUCAAGCCCUUAUGCAGAUUGGCUGCUCAUCCUCACCACCACCAUCACAAUCACCGAUCAUUGCCUAAAUGAUAAGACCUUACACUCCACAGUCGUUUUUUUAAACAAGUACUCAAUACUUAUAGUUCAGUUAAUUAAAAAUGCCAUAAGGCCAUAAUUUUAUACCUUGAUUUCUUGGUAUUGGCAGGAGAAAUAGGGGAAUAACCGAGAAGUGUACUCAUGCAAAGAAAAAAACGAAUCUUUGUUUCGGUGUUUCUAACCCUUUGUAGUUUCAAUCUUCUUGUCCAUUUUUGUCUACUACAAAUUUAAUAUUUCUCUAAUCUUGAUUAGGUUUGAAGGUGUGCUUGGAACAGAAUCUGGUUGCCUCUAUCAUAUAAGAGAUUGUGUUGAAGCUCUGUAGAAAUGGACAAGGUAUCAAUCAGUGGUUGCUGCAAAAGUUUCAAGAACCACACAAUUAGAAUCAAGUAAACAUCUGGUAGUUAUUUAUCACAACGUCGGUUUCAAUUUUUUACUUUUCAUCUCAGCAAAAAAAGUUUUCUGGUCGGUGAACGAACGGUUUCUUGAUGUUGCAUCUUUCAACCAUAAAGAUAUUUUCCGGGUCAAGUUAUUAUCAGUCAUUUUCCCAGUAACCAUAACCAACAAAUGUGUGCGCACUACGUCUUCGUUGAUGUCCUUAUUACAGUACCAAAAAGCCAUAUUGAAAGGUGCUUCUCGUCCUUCAACCUUUAUAUGAUUACGAUGUAAUAAUAUAACUGUAUAAAAAGGAAAUAUUAAGAAUUUGUGGUUAUGUGACGUUCGUUAGGCAUUUUCAGAUUGAUCUGUCAGCCUCAAAUUCAGAUUUCAUUACUAUUCAAGUAUGAUGUGAAAUCUCCCAAAAAUUGCAUUAUGGGUGCUGUAUUCUGUCAAUUAUGGGACAAAUGAAAUGGUUUCAUUUAGAAAUAUAACAUGAGAACUUUGCAAUCAUGAAUAACAGGAGAUGGUCUGAUUUA
Jatropha curcas is the source of this 2559-nucleotide messenger RNA. RefSeq names its product heat stress transcription factor A-7a. Gene Ontology annotation, molecular function: RNA polymerase II cis-regulatory region sequence-specific DNA binding; DNA-binding transcription factor activity. The record is from RefSeq and is a predicted model, not a curated record. Gene Ontology annotation, cellular component: nucleus. Gene Ontology annotation, biological process: cellular response to heat; regulation of transcription by RNA polymerase II. NCBI's taxonomy places the organism in Eukaryota, Viridiplantae, Streptophyta, Magnoliopsida, Malpighiales, Euphorbiaceae.